This is a messenger RNA of Dipodomys ordii (Ord's kangaroo rat), 1124 nucleotides long. RefSeq names its product guanine nucleotide binding protein (G protein), alpha 11 (Gq class) (gene Gna11). The transcript has 8 exons. NCBI's taxonomy places the organism in Eukaryota, Metazoa, Chordata, Mammalia, Rodentia, Heteromyidae. The record is from RefSeq and is a predicted model, not a curated record. Gene Ontology annotation, cellular component: heterotrimeric G-protein complex. Gene Ontology annotation, molecular function: guanyl nucleotide binding; G-protein beta/gamma-subunit complex binding; GTPase activity. The coding region runs from base 1 to 1101 and encodes 366 amino acids. Gene Ontology annotation, biological process: phospholipase C-activating dopamine receptor signaling pathway; adenylate cyclase-modulating G protein-coupled receptor signaling pathway; action potential.
AUGGACAGAGGGGCGCAGCCAGGAUGUGGAUGUGGCCACAAUGGACAGCCACGCGCCGGAGGGCGGCUGAGCCUGCGGGUGACAGCAGCAGAGGCCCCGCCCCGUGGAGCGGGCAUCAUGGCUGUGUCAAGGAAGAUGCCCGCGACGCCAUUGCCUGGCACAGGCGAGAGCGGGAAGAGCACGUUCAUCAAGCAGAUGCGCAUCAUCCACGGGGCGGGCUACUCCGAGGAGGACAAGCGGGGCUUCACCAAGCUGGUCUACCAGAACAUCUUCACCGCCAUGCAGGCCAUGAUCCGUGCCAUGGAGACACUGAAGAUCCUCUACAAGUAUGAGCAGAACAAGGCCAACGCACUCCUGAUCCGGGAGGUGGACGUGGAGAAGGUAACCACGUUCGAGCAGCAGUAUGUGAACGCCAUCAAGACGCUGUGGAACGACCCCGGCAUCCAGGAGUGCUACGACCGCCGGCGCGAGUUCCAGCUCUCCGACUCGGCUAAGUAUUACCUGACUGACGUGGACCGCAUUGCCACCGUGGGCUACCUGCCCACCCAGCAGGACGUGCUUCGGGUCCGCGUGCCCACCACUGGCAUCAUCGAGUACCCCUUCGACCUGGAGAACAUCAUCUUCAGGAUGGUGGACGUGGGUGGACAGCGAUCAGAGAGGAGGAAGUGGAUCCACUGCUUUGAGAACGUCACGUCCAUCAUGUUUCUCGUGGCGCUCAGCGAGUACGACCAGGUCCUGGUGGAGUCUGAUAAUGAGAACCGCAUGGAGGAGAGCAAGGCGCUCUUCCGCACCAUCAUCACCUACCCCUGGUUCCAGAACUCCUCCGUCAUCCUCUUCCUCAACAAGAAGGACCUGCUGGAGGACAAGGUUCUGCACUCGCAUCUCGUCGACUACUUCCCGGAGUUUGACGGGCCCCAGCGGGACGCGCAGGCCGCCCGCGAGUUCAUCCUGAAGAUGUUCGUGGACCUGAACCCCGACAGCGACAAGAUCAUCUACUCGCAUUUCACGUGCGCCACGGACACGGAGAACAUCCGCUUCGUGUUCGCGGCGGUGAAGGACACCAUCCUGCAGCUCAACCUGAAGGAGUACAACCUGGUGUAGCCGCGCCGCGGCCGGGCGCCCCG